Molecule: messenger RNA, 1659 nt
Organism: Hansenula ciferrii
Lineage: Eukaryota; Fungi; Ascomycota; Saccharomycetes; Phaffomycetales; Wickerhamomycetaceae
Gene: MLS2
Product: malate synthase
Exons: 1
Coding region: 1-1659 (552 amino acids)
Biological process (GO): glyoxylate cycle
Cellular component (GO): cytoplasm; peroxisomal matrix
Molecular function (GO): malate synthase activity
Source: RefSeq, a predicted model, not a curated record
AUGACAAACUACAACAAUCCAUUCCCAGAUACUCAAGAUUUAUUAAAAGGUGUUGAAAUUAAAGCAAAAAUCCCAGAAAAUGCUAAACAUAUAUUAACUUCUGAUGCUUUAUCAUUUAUUGCUAUAUUACAUCGUUCUUUUAAUAAAACAAGAAAACAAUUAUUAUCAAAUCGUGAAUUAGAACAAUCCAAAAGAGAUGAUGGAAUUUUACCAAAUUUCCUACCAGAAACUGAAUAUAUUAGAAAUGAUCCAAAUUGGAAAGGUCCAUCAUUAGGUCCAAAAUUACAAGAUCGUCGUGUUGAAAUUACUGGUCCUGCUUCAAGAACAAUGUUAAUUAAUGCAUUAAAUGCAAAUGUUGCAACUUAUAUGUGUGAUUUAGAAGAUUCUUCAACUCCAACUUGGUUUAAUGUUAUUGAUGGACAAGUUAAUCUUUAUGAUGCAGUUCGUAAAACUAUUACUUCAAAAAAAGGUACCAAGGAAUAUAAAUUAAAUUUAUCUAAGCAUUUACCAACUUUAAUUGUUAGACCAAGAGGAUGGCAUUUAGAUGAAAAACAUAUCUUAAUUGAUGGUGAACCAAUUAGUGGUUCUAUCUUGGAUUUUGGUUUAUAUUUUUAUCAUAAUGCUAAAGAAUCAAUUAAUCAAGGGUUUGGUCCAUAUUUUUAUUUACCAAAAAUGGAACAUCAUUUAGAAGCAAAAUUAUGGAAUGAUAUUUUUAAUGUUUCACAAGAUUAUUUAAAUAUUCCAAGAGGUACCAUCCGUGCAACUGUUUUAAUUGAAACUUUACCUGCUGCGUUUCAAAUGGAUGAAAUUAUUUAUCAAUUAAGAGAUCAUUCUUCAGGUUUAAAUUGUGGUCGUUGGGAUUAUAUUUUUUCAUAUAUUAAAUCCCUUAGAAAUCAUUCAGAUUUUAUCUUACCUGAUCGUUCUCAAGUUACAAUGAAUGUUGGAUUCAUGUCUUCAUAUGUUAAAUUAUUAAUUUAUACAUGUCACAAGAGACAAGUUCAUGCAAUGGGUGGUAUGGCUGCACAAAUUCCAAUUAAAAAUGACGCUAAAGCCAAUUCAAUUGCAAUGGAAAAUGUUAAAAAGGAUAAAUUAAGAGAAUUUAAUGCUGGUCAUGAUGGUACUUGGAUUGCUCAUCCUGCUUUAGCUCCAAUUGCAAAUGAAAUUUUUAAAGAAAUGUUAACACCAAAUCAAAUUCAAUCCUCAAAAGGUAUUGAAAAUUAUAAACCAAUAACUCAAAGAGAUUUAUUAUCACCUUUUAUUCCAAAUGCUAAAAUUACUGAACAAGGUAUUAAAUCAAAUUUAAUCAUUGGAUUAAGUUAUAUUGAAGCUUGGUUAAGAGGUAUUGGUUGUGUUCCAAUUAAUUUCUUAAUGGAAGAUGCUGCCACCGCGGAAGUCUCAAGAUCUCAAUUAUAUCAAUGGGUUAAACAUGGUGCUAAAACUGAUUCAGGUAAAACUAUAACAGCUGAUUAUACUUUGGGUUUAUUAAAACAAGUUGUUCAAGAAUUAAGUGGUAAGGCUAAUAAUGGUCAUAAAUUUAAUGAAGCUGCAAAUUUCUUUAAAGAUGAUGUUAGUGGUAAGAAAUAUCAUGAUUUCUUGACAACUUUGAUUUAUGAUGAUGUUACUACUAUUGAAAGAUCAUUAUCUGCUAAUAAAUUGUGA